AUGAAUAUUAUAUUCAUCCACCCUGAUCUGGGGAUCGGCGGUGCAGAGAGGCUUGUUGUUGAUGCCGCAAUGGCCCUGCAACCUGGAAAUCAGGUCACCGUGUAUACAUCUCACUGCGAUAAGUCGCACUGUUUUGAGGAGGUCGCCUCAGAUCGGCUGAGGACAAAAGUGCACGGGGAUUUCUUGCCAACGCAUAUUUUGGGGAAGUUUGCGAUUCUGUUUGCAUUUCUGCGCCAGUUGUACCUGGUCUCUGUGCUCGUGCUCAAUGGGACCCUUAAAAAAACUGACGUGGUGUUUGUCGACCAGCUAUCUUACUGUCUUCCAUUGAUCUACCUAUUCAGGGGCCCACAAACAAAAAUCAUAUUUUAUUGCCAUUUCCCAGAUAAGCUGCUUGCGUCCCACUCGGGGCUAAUUAGAAAAAUCUACAGGUUGGUAUUUGAUGCUAUAGAGGAGUUUUCAAUGAGGUUCGCAGAUAAGGUACUUGUCAACUCAGAGUUCACGAAAAAGACGGUUGAAAAAGAAUUCAAAAGCCUGAGAACCGAAUCUUUCAAUGUGGUGUAUCCCUGCGUAGGCGAUCUCUCUCUAGAAGAGGCGUCUCUCAAAGAGGUGGACAACUUUUUCAAAGAGAGUCCAUUCUUUCUGUCCAUAAAUCGGUUCGAGAGAAAAAAGAACAUUUCCUUGGCAAUCAAAAAAUACCACGAAUUCAUUACCAAGACCGAAUCGGAUCAUAAGCUUGUCAUCGCGGGUGGGUACGACCCCCGUGUAUUCGAAAAUGUGCAUUACUUGAUAGAGCUCGAGUCACUUUGCGAGAGACUUAGCCUGCCUUCGAUCACCAUCAGAGGAAAGCUCAUUGUGGCUCCUAGAAAUACAAAGGUUUUUUUCCUGCCUUCGGUCAGCAGCGCCACCAAAAAUGCGCUUCUUGCCAGAUCUCAGCUGUUGAUAUACACGCCCUCGUUUGAGCAUUUUGGAAUUGUUCCUGUUGAGGCUAUGAGGCUUGGAAAACCCGUCCUUGCGGAAGCUACCGGCGGCCCUACCGAGACUAUCGUGCCGUAUGACAACAAAGAGUUCACAGGGUACCUUGUCGAGCUUGUGGAAGACCGCUGGGUAGAGUACUUGGAACAUGUCCAGACGUUAACGGAAACUGACCUUAAACAACUUGCCAAACGGGCCCAGGACCGUGUCGAGAAGCUCUUUUCGUCUAAGGCCAUGGCCGUCAGCCUGAACAGGGCAAUUGAGGAGUGCAAGCCAACGAAACAUAACGGCCAACUGAUAUUGUUCGCGUUGCUGGCAUUAAGCUUGGGAGCUACAGUCAAGUUCAUAAAGGGCGCUUGAUUUAUUUAGACUAUAGAAGAGCCAUCACUCUGUGUCGGUUACAAUAACCUCCUCCUCGCGCCGCUUCAGUGAACGGAACCAGUCCAGGAGAGUCUUGAGUUUCUCCAUGGUGAUCGGAUACUCGAUGAUAUAGUCAAAGACACCCGUGUUGACUGCAUCGCGGUAGAAAGAUGUCAGGGCAACACAUAUUGUUUCCGAGUUAGCAGUGGAGGUAUGUUUAAUUAGUUUGACAAGGUCAGGACAAUCGAGCUUGUGGAGUUCUGUCGAGGUCAGGAUCAGAUCGAAUUUUAUGUCUGCGGUGGCCCGUUUGAUUAGCUCAGUCCCAGAAGAGACAGCCACAACGUCACAGCCAAGACGGUUGAGAUUGUUCUCGAUAGAGUAACGAUGAAUAGGAAUAGGCUCGCACAAUAGAACGUCGAAAUUAAUCAUCAUGUUCUGUAGCGCAUGCGAGGCUUCGUCUGUAGCAGAUGACGAGGUGCGAAGUGCCCGUUUCGAUGUUCGUUUUCUUCUUUGGUACAAGUGGCCCGAGCGGUCCUCGUUGUCGGACGAGGAAGGUGAGAAGUCACUCACUGUCCUGGAGAAAGACUUGGACAACAAACGUGCAGCAGGGGAGUUUGAAUCGGUGCUGUAUCCCUUCCUGUGCACUGCACGGGACACAGGAGACCCCUGUUUCAUCUCAUCAGAAGCAUCACUAGCCAAGGAAGCGUGGCGCAGAAGAGGCGAGAUUUUCUCUUUCACAGUACUUGGAGACGAUGGGCGUUUGAAAGGGGUCAAGAGUUGUCCACUGGCAGAAGACAGACCACGCGGACGAGUUGCCAGAGGAACAACUGUGGCACCAGGAGUAGCAGGCGCCGAUGGUGAGCUUUCCAUAGAGCUUGAGGACGGCGCGAAGUGUUCGAUAUGCUCAUUUUUCAGUCUGUUGAUGACAUCCUUAUUCUGCUUCUCCAGCAUGGCAAGGUUUCUGAAGUGGAAAGAGCCAAAUUCGGAAGAGCCGCCGCUAUCGUUCAGUCUUGAGCCCCUUCUUUCUCUUUGUGCCGUCACACAGCCCUUGGAGAAACUGGUUUUGGGUGAAUCGAGUGUGGUUGAAGAGGAGCUGGACGUGACUGGCAGAGUGUUUGCGUCCAGUGUUGCUUCUGGAUUGUCAUCCUCGUUGAGCUCCUCCUGAGGGAAUGCGCUGAGCUGUGCUCCUCGGUCGUCAAAGUACUCAGUGGAUUCCGGGUCGACGCUGCUCGGAACAAACGAGGCCUCCUCAAUGAAUAGUGUAUCCCAGUUGAUGCCUUUGAAAUAAGGGUGCUGCAUUAUUUCAUGAGAUCCACCACUUCCAAGUCUCUGGGUUGGAUCUUUCACAAGCAGCUGGGUAAUCAGGUUUUUAGCAGCAAAAGAGCAAUACUCCUGAAAUUCAUCGGGAGGUAGAUUGGGCCAUUGGAUUUGGCCGUGGAGAAUAUUUUCAAAAACUUCCUUUGGACUGUUCCCAGCGAAUGGAGGAACCCCGAACAGAAACUCAAACAGGAUGCAUCCAAUAGACCACCAAUCACUAGCUUCAUCUUGGCCCAAACCAGCAACCGUCUCGGGUGCUAGAUAAUCAGGCGUUCCAACAAACUUUCGAGUCUCUGCUGACUUUUGAGGAUCGAAGAGAGCAUAAUUGGUAAUUUCUGUUUGCGUAUCCUCCUUAUUAAGGGCGAAGUACGGUUGCAACGUUGAUCUUCUGGUCAGCGGGCGUAGCAAAGGAGAUGAGCUGCCACUUCCAAGAGUCACGGGCUCGACGUCCUCAAAUGAAGGAAGUGAGCUUGUUGUCGGUGUAACAAGCGGCGAACAUGGCGAUAGCGAAAACGGAGCGAUGCUCGCAGUUUUCUUGGUCACCAACGAAGCCGCUUGCGGAUUGACAAACGGAUCUUCAAUGACGUCCGAAUGAGGGUCUUUCUGUCUUUUGACCAGUCCCAUUCGACUGAGACCAAAAUCUGUGAGCUUGAUAUGCCCGUUGCGAUCGAUAAGUAAAUUAUCUGGCUUUAGGUCACGGUGGACGAUACCACGGGAAUGCAAGUCGUCAACACCAACAAUCACCUCUGCAAUGUACCUCCGUGCCCAAAUUUCAGGAAGAUAUCCCAUAUUCUUCAAAAGGGUAGCCAGAUCACCCCCGUUGAGAUAUUCCAUCACCAAGUACAAAUAAUUGUUACUCUGGAACGUUGCAACAAGCUGAGCCACAUAUGGCGAGUUAGCUUGCGCCAUCAAAAUGGCCCUUUCGGCUUUCACAUUUGUAACCUGGUUCUUGGCCACCAUAUCUGCUUUCUUGAGCACCUUGAUAGCAAAGUAUUCUCCGGUCAACCGUCUCUUGGCAAGGAACACAG
Molecule: messenger RNA, 3677 nt
Organism: Ogataea polymorpha
Lineage: Eukaryota; Fungi; Ascomycota; Pichiomycetes; Pichiales; Pichiaceae
Exons: 1
Coding region: 1-1332 (443 amino acids)
Molecular function (GO): alpha-1,3-mannosyltransferase activity; GDP-Man:Man(1)GlcNAc(2)-PP-Dol alpha-1,3-mannosyltransferase activity
Source: RefSeq, a predicted model, not a curated record